Molecule: messenger RNA, 4393 nt
Organism: Linepithema humile (Argentine ant)
Lineage: Eukaryota; Metazoa; Arthropoda; Insecta; Hymenoptera; Formicidae
Product: RNA-binding protein 12
Cellular component (GO): ribonucleoprotein complex
Molecular function (GO): RNA binding
Source: RefSeq, a predicted model, not a curated record
UCACGGCGACGCCAGACGCCCCAGAUGCUAGACGACGCGACAGCCAUUUCAACGCUCUUCCACGCAUACGAACUCAUCGAUACGCAAGAUCGAUCGAAUUUGUCGCGUUCUCAAAUUAUCUCGUCGUUUGUAGUCAACGUCCUCUCUUCAUGAUGAAGCGCUUCGAUUUUACGUAACAAUUUCGGAUCUUAGACUGCUCAGUGUGUGUUAGGUGUCAAGAACAGAUUUCUCCUUCUCGGUGGAUUUUGUACAAUGCCAUGGUGCAGAUAACUUCUUUUCUUCCUCUACAUUUCAUUAUCCUUCGAUGAGUGUUGGUGCUGAAUUGCUUUGUUCUCAAUCAACUCUUAUCUCUCAUCCUACGUUUUAGCUGAGGGAUAGAGAAAGAGAGAGAAACAAAACACGAGACAGAAAGAGCAAAGAAGAAAGAAGUUUCUGAAGUUACUAAAGUCUAAAAGAUACUUCGAAGAAAAUGAGCGUCAUAAUCAGACUGCAAAAUCUGGCGUGGUCCGCCAACGCAUUGGACAUACGCCAAUUUUUUAGAGGUCUGAGUAUUCCAGAGGGUGGCGUUCAUAUUGUCGGCGGCGAGCAGGGGGAUGCGUUCAUCGCGUUCAGCACCGAUGAGGACGCUCGCCAAGCGAUGAUGCAUGAUGGUGGCAAGAUAAAGGAAAUGAAGAUUAAAUUGCUGUUGAGCUCGCGCACCGAAAUGCAGAAGGUGAUCGAGGCCGCUCGGCAACAGACUUUGAAUUUACAAUGCAUCAUACAAUCCACACCGGCGGUGGCAGUGCCGCCCACUGUGGUUCCUGGCAAGCAACCGGGUUCCCCGACCGAAAAUAGGAGAGAAAAGGAUAACGACAGCGAGUCGGGCAAGGACCGAAGGGACAGACGUGACCGGUCAAGAUCGCGGGAUCGCUCACGAUCGCGCGAUCGUGAUCGCGAUCGAGAUCGUCGCGAUCGAGACCGCGGUCGGGACCGGCGACGGCGAGAUCGCAGCAGAUCGCGAGAUCGGGAUCGCCGUGAUCGAGAUCGUGGUGGCCGAGACCGGCGACGGCGCGAUCGCAGUAGAUCGCGUGAUCGCACGAGGUCGCGUGAUCGCGACUCGAAGAGGAACUCCACGAGCGAUCGGCGCAAGGAUACCAACGAGGAGGACAACAGCGAUAUCGUGUGCGUCGGCCAAUUUCACAAGGACAAAUCGUCGACGGCUACGACGAAGAAACCGCUCGUAGAAAACGGCAUAUGGGAAGUGCCACCGCAGACGCAGAUGCAGGCCGCUUUGUUAGCCCCGGGUAUUCUAGGCGCCAAUGUCGCUGCUUUGUCUCAGGAUACGGAUGCGCAGCGUUCAGCUAUAGCGAGCUUCAGCACGCCUGUGAUAGGUCAGCAACCGAUGCUGCAAUCAAAUCAGUUCUCUAUAAACGGUCUGAACGGUGUCGGCAGCCUAAUGCAAUCACACGUGCAGGCGUUCGGACAGACGGUAGGUAUGACAACGUUGUCGCAAAAUCUGACCACCGCCAGUCUACCCAGUCUGGGCGGCCUUGCGACUCGCUCCAAGGAAUCUUGGAGUCAGAAUGAACAGGGCAGAAUAGACCAGACCAAUCGAUUCCGAUCGAAUCAGUUCAACCAAGAAUAUAGCAGCGGCUUCCGGGGUGUCAGGCAGAACAGUCACAUUCUGAAUAAGGUGCAGGAUCUCGAGAGUCGUCGCAAUCCGCACGCCUUUCAGGCGACCACGACCAGUUUCGGAAACUACGACAACGAUCGUACGGCGUCGUAUGGCAGGAAAUCCGGAAAUUCAUCUAGGUUUUCCAGCGACAGCAAGAACGGAACUAGCAGUAGUAGCAGCAGCAACAGCAGCGGCGGCACUGGCCAUUGUGUGGAAGUGCGCAAUAUGCCGUUGAAUGCGACGCACGCGGAUUUGCGUCACGCGUUCCAGGGUAUUUAUAUUAGGAAAGAUGGCAUGAAGAUAAUUAAGGAUAACCACGGUAAUCGCGUAGGUAUCGCAUACAUCAAAUUUAACAAGACCGAAAGCAAGGAACUCGCGCUGGGCACGACGAGAUUCGUACGAGCCUCCGAAGUUGAGGUGCUUCACCUAGACGAAAGUAUCUUCGACAAAGCGAUGAAUUCUUACUCGCCUGCCGACAAAGAGGACAGCACCGAGGGCGAUAUCAGAAAGUCCGCGUGCAUCCUGCUAACCGAUCUGCCGUCCUUCACCAAGCAAGUCGACAUAGCCGAACUGUUUCACGACUGGAAGAUCAACGAUCUUCUCUUCAUUAGCAGCGGCAAGGAGGCCGGGGCCUCCAAUCAGUGCAUGGCUUACGUGCAAUUUGCACUACUCGAGGACGCCAAGUCGUCGCUGAGCACUCCGCUCAAGAUCGGCAAUAAGCAGGUGACCGCGACCGCCAUCAGUGAGGAGAAAUUCGCGCAGGCGAAGCGCGAACACGAGCAGACAAGUCUGAAUCUGGCGGAUUGCAUCCUGAUGCGCGGUCUGCCGUUCCAGGCGGGCGACCGCGAUAUUUUCGACUAUUUCUCGGAUAUCGGCAUCGUACCAAUGCGCAUUCACACGAUGCUGAAUCAACAAGGCAAACCGGGUGGCGAAUGCUUCUGCGAAUUUGACUCGGUUGAAAAGGCGGAACGCGCGCUUACGAAAAAUGGUGUGCCGCUUGGCAAGAAUGUACCCACCAUCGAAUUGGUACCUCGCUCUAAAAUGCUCGAGACCCUUGGCAUGAUGGAGAUGCAGCAGACGCAACAGACACAGCAGCAGCACUUCCAGCCGAUGCAGGAGCAGCACCAACGACCGCCGCGUUUCGGCGGCCCGAUGGGUCACAUACCACCACGCUUCGGCAACACCGGCUUCGGGCCUCGUUGUCCGCCGGGCAUGAUGGGCAUGCCGCGGCAUAUGAUGGGCCGCCAUCCACCAUCUAUGGACUGCGUCGAAGCUUUCGGCAAGCCCGGCUGCGUGCUAUCGCUGGAGAACGUGCCGUUCAAAGCAGAUAUUCAUGAAAUCAUCGAAUUCUUUGGCGAUUUUCACGUCAAACGAGAGAAUGUAAUUCGGCGUUAUAAUGAGAGAGGCAUGCCGACCGGGGACGCUCGCGUGGCCUUCUCCUCGCCGAGCGAGGCGCAACGUGCGCUCAAGGAACUCAAGCACUGUAAGAUGCGAGAACGCACUAUAUAUAUGAAAUUAGCGUGAGUUUCGUCGUUUCGUCGUGCGGAAAGUGACGAUAGUACGUGAAAAGACAUCACAGUGUGAUGAUAUCCGGCCGAAAUAGACAUCUGUCGCAUGAGAAUCUUCCUUUGUGUGAGUGAAGAACCAAUACAAUAUCUAAUAUCGAAGAAUGUGUCUUCUUAGAACUGUAAUUUAAGAAUCGAUUUUAUACUUGAGAAUUCUUGCCAAUAAGCACCAUCUGUAUAAAGACACUACACAAUGAAACGUCUUCAUGUGAAAGAUCAUACUUCCUUUUUCAUGCGAAAGGUAUAUAAGGUAGAGUCGAAAAGUAAAAGGACAUUUAAGGAAUUAAACUCUUUAAAAAAGUCUCUUUAUUCUUUGACUUUCGUAGAAUAUAUAUAUAUAUAUAGAUUUAAGAGAGAAAUUUUUUAGCUAUUAAGAUUGCGAUUACUAUAUAGCUCAAUUUCAGUUUCUUUUUUUCACAAUUGAAAACGUUCAACCACUUCUUGUGCAAUUGUCGUCGAGGAUUACAUUAGCAGCACGAUUCUAGUAUUAAGUGAUGAAUAGAAAAACUCACUCGUCGCUGAUGACAUUCCUUGAACGACGAUACACGGUGACAACGGGAAUGUAAAUUAGUUCUAGCAGGUGUGGAACGAAAAGAUAUAUUAUAAGUAUAAAAAAGUUUCAACUAUUUUAUAAACUUUGCAAUACACCAAAUAACGUUUUAGUUAUGAAAAUGACGGAAGCAGAGUACAAAGUUAGCAGUUUGAUUUGUUACGCGUUUAGUUUGCGUUUGCUAUAGUAAUACCAGGACGAGCGUAGGAGUCGGGCGCUAAACAGCGGCGACAAUAGGGAGCAAUCUGCGCAACAUAUUUAUAAGAACGAGUAUGUACAUUAUAUGUAUAUGUAUGUAAUGUUAUAUAUAAUAUGUGUGGGUGAUAUAUAUAUAUAUAUAUUAUAAGUACAAUAUAGAUGACGCAAUAUAUACAUAACAUAAUUGACACAGAUUGAAUAUCUUAUACAUGUAUAAUGUACAUAUUUGUGACAAAUAAUAUAUGUAUAUUACGUAUAUUAUAUGUAUAUAGUAACUAUGUAUCAUAAUCUGGCGCAACGAUAUGUACAUCUACCGCGACUGAAACUAUGUAAAGUAAGUUACAAAGAAAUAACACAUAUUAAUAAAUUUAUAAAUGCACAUGAUCACACACGACAUACAUACACACACAUACACACAUGCACACA